UGAAACGCCACGAAGCCUUCUCCCCUCUUCUUUCCCUAAAAACAAAGAGAUCCUCUACCAUAUUCCAAUCUCCUUUUCUCGAUGUUACUCUCACGACCACAUAAUCGCACACACAAAAGCAAUCUCAUGUGUUUAACGCUUCUGAUUUAGCUUCAAUCUCUUUGAAAACUCUCACACAAAUCCUCCUUGAUCCGUAAUGGUGGAUCAUUACCAAGUCCUAGGCGUUAACAGAAACGCGACGAAGCAAGAGGUCAAAGAAGCGUUCCGGAGAUUAGCCGUGAAGUAUCAUCCCGACAAGCACACACAGUCUCCUGAUCACGUUCGGUUAAACGCCACCGUGCGGUUUAAGCUUGUCUCCGAAGCGUACGAUGUAUUGAAUGACGAUCGCAAACGCGCGUCUUAUAACGCUGUAAAUGAUUCCGAUUGCUUUCGCCGUACAGGCGGUUCGUAUAGCAAUCCGUACGGAAACCGCAGUUCUGGUUACGGUAAUGGUUCUGGUUAUGGUUAUGGUUACUCUGCGAGGAGUCGUCAAGGGUCUAGUUUCAGUAGCGGGUUUGAGUCGACGUUUAGGUACUUGACUACACGCGCGUUUCUACUUAACCUCGCGUUAGCUGGUGGUAUGGUCUUUGCCUUUAGUGCUAUUGAUACAAGCGGAGAAACAUUAUGGAAAAUGCGCAACUCCGGGAAAUCAUUUGAAGAAGCAAUGGAUUCACUUGAGAAAACAAAGGUACAUAAGGAUGAAGGGUGAAAGUAAGGAUCCAGAGUGCAUGACGGCAAGCAAAGAUGAGAUGUUGUAAUAAAAACAAAUAAAACUUUUGGCGUUUGUAUCAGUAAUGGAGACAAAUAAUUGUAGUGGUGGGUAAC
Molecule: messenger RNA, 864 nt
Organism: Eruca vesicaria subsp. sativa (arugula)
Lineage: Eukaryota; Viridiplantae; Streptophyta; Magnoliopsida; Brassicales; Brassicaceae
Source: the annotation of a GenBank genome assembly